ACACACACACACACACACACACACGCUGCAGCCUGUUUCACUAACACAACUCCACAGCACACUUCUCCAGCUCUGAAUGCUGGAAUCACAUGGCCAGAGUGUGGGACAGAAACUAACUCAACAGCAGGAACUAAAAUGCCAAUCUUUGGAAGAUAGAGGGAGCUUUUGUUUGAGAAAAGGACGACAAGAAUUCCAAAAAAGGAGCUGGACUCUUCAGAGAGCGUUUUUGUGUACCAGCACACUUAUUCAAAAGCCUACAACAUACAUACAGACACAACAUGCUGCAGCAAAUCCUAGCUGACAUGUACAUCGACCCUGAUGUACUAGAGGCCUUAAAUGAGGAACAGAAGAAGAUUCUGUUCUUCAAAAUGAGAGAGGAGCAAGUCAGGCGCUGGAAGGAGCGGGAAGAGAAGGAGGGCAAGGAGGGGAUAAAAAAAGAAAAGCUCCAGCAAAAGAAAGGCCCUUGUAAAAGUGUGAGCUGGCUGCUUGGCAGCGACGGUGAUGUGCAUGUGUGUAUUAUCAGAGAAUCUGACGAGCUCAAAUCUCCAAAACUCAUUCUGUCCGAGCUGAAAAACAAAGCUGUGGCCAACCCCAAUACUUUCAACAGAGCAAAAGCAGAACCUGUAAAUAGCAGCUUGACCAAACCCAGCAGAGCACAACAAACCAGCACAGAAUCAGGGAUCCAGCUACUGCUCAAGAAACCAGAGGAGCUCAGUGAUUCCACAACAGUCUCAGAUGAGUCCAAGCAGGACAGCGGUUCUGAUCAGUCAGCUGACGAUUAUGGCCCCUUGGUGAAAAAUAAGGAUAGCGGUCUGACGAACGGCAGUCGUGUGGCUCAGCUCAGGAAGAACUUCAACACCACUAAUGCCCCAUCUGUCAAACCACCAAUCCCCUGCAAGCCCACUCACCUACUGGCUUCCCCCUCUGUCAGAUAA
Sinocyclocheilus grahami is the source of this 935-nucleotide messenger RNA. Its product is annotated as SH2 domain-containing protein 4A-like. The transcript is spliced from 6 exons. The record is from RefSeq and is a predicted model, not a curated record. NCBI's taxonomy places the organism in Eukaryota, Metazoa, Chordata, Actinopteri, Cypriniformes, Cyprinidae. Gene Ontology annotation, cellular component: cytoplasm. The coding region runs from base 279 to 935 and encodes 218 amino acids.